AUGAGGUACCAGCAGAACCUUCCUCUGGUCCUGAACCGCUUCACCUGCUGCAUCCGACCCAAAGAGAAGGUCGGCAUCGUGGGACGCACCGGCUCAGGGAAGUCGUCAGUAGGUGUGUUGCUGCUGCGUCUGGUGGAGCGAUGCGGAGGCUCCGUUCUCAUCGACGGCGUCGACAUCAGCGACGUCGGAUUGGCCGACCUGCGCAGCAAGCUGUCAAUCAUCCCUCAAGACCCGGUGCUGUUCGUGUCCCAGCUGCCCCUGAAGUUGGAGUCAGAGGUCGUAGAGAACGGUGAGAACUUCUCAGUAGGAGAGAGACAGCUGCUGUGUGUCGCCAGAGCGCUGCUGAGACGCUGCAAGGUGCUGAUCCUGGACGAGGCCACGGCUUCCAUGGACGCGGAGACGGACGCUCUGAUCCAGGAGACGAUCCGCAGCUCGUUCCAGGACUGCACCACGCUGACCAUCGCUCACCGGCUGCACACGCUGCUCGCAUCGGACCGCAUCAUGGUGCUUAACCAGGGCCAGGUGGUGGAGUUCGACACACCUUCCCGGCUGCUGGCCAAUGAGAACUCACGGCUGCGCUCCAUGAUGGUUGCCGCGGGGAACAAGAUCUCAGUCCGAGGAUGA
Messenger RNA from Scomber japonicus (chub mackerel), 624 nucleotides. Its product is annotated as ATP-binding cassette sub-family C member 5-like. The transcript has 5 exons. Gene Ontology annotation, molecular function: ATP hydrolysis activity; ATP binding; ATPase-coupled transmembrane transporter activity. The record is from RefSeq and is a predicted model, not a curated record. The coding region runs from base 1 to 624 and encodes 207 amino acids. NCBI's taxonomy places the organism in Eukaryota, Metazoa, Chordata, Actinopteri, Scombriformes, Scombridae. Gene Ontology annotation, cellular component: membrane. Gene Ontology annotation, biological process: transmembrane transport.